Molecule: messenger RNA, 1920 nt
Organism: Cuscuta epithymum
Lineage: Eukaryota; Viridiplantae; Streptophyta; Magnoliopsida; Solanales; Convolvulaceae
Source: the annotation of a GenBank genome assembly
CAAAGAAGUAACCUUAAGGCUACUUUUUGAGCUGAUAAUAAAAUUCAGCCAAAUCAGCCGAUAAAGAGGCUGUUUGGUGAUUUUUAUGCAUAUUCAGGCUUAUAAGCUGAUUUCCAGUCCUCCAAACGGGCACUUAGAUUCAUAACUUGUUAGUUCAAACAAAUCCCACGUACAGAAGAAUGGGAAUGAGAAUACUUUAUACUCUCACUUUCUUGUAUCACCAAACUAGUUUUCAUUCUUUCUAGCUUUCACUUUUACACCAGAUUUCAUUGUAAAGGAUGGAAUCAAAAGUGAGAACGGUCAAACGCUGACUAUACCUUAGGCAAUUCACAGUCCCUUCUCUCUGAGUAUAUGUACUCCAAUAAGCUAUGAGCAUUUCUCCUGCCAAUGGCGCCUUCCACGCUAAAAUUCUUUGCCUUAACGGCUCUCCUUUCUAUAAUCUCACCGUCACAGUCGCAAUACUCGAAGAUCUGCUCGUUGCAAACCUUCGCCCACAACCAGAGUUUUGCUCAGUGUAUUGAUUUACCUACCCUCACCUCCUUCCUUCACUGGACCUACAAUCCCGCCAACUGCACUCUCUCCGUCGCAUUCGUCGCCGUCGUUUCUCCCACAACCGACGGAUGGAUCUCGUGGGCCAUCAAUCCGACGGGGACCGGCAUGAUCGGCGCUCAAUCGCUAAUCGCAUUUAAGGGCUCCAAUGGCGCAAUGACGGUGAAAACCUACAAUGUGAGCUCUUACGCUUUAAUUCGGGAGUCCGAUGUGUGGUACAGGGUACAGCAGGCCACGGCGGAGUCAUACGGCGGCGUGAUGUGUCUGUUCGCGACGGUUGUGCUCCCCCGGAUGAGUACGACGGCGAUCAAUCACGUCUGGCAGGUCGGCGCCGUCAGGAAUGGCGUGCCCGCCAAACAUGAUCUCCAGCCCGCUAAUGUCAAUUCCAAGGGUACUAUCGAUUUGGUGAUUGGAGAGAGCAACAAUGGCAAACCUGGAGGUGGUGGGAGGUUCACAUGGGGGAAGAUUCAUGGAAUGCUUUGUGCGAUCAGCUGGGGAGUUAUGAUUCCUCUUGGGAUAAUGAUCGCUAGGUAUAUGAAAAGGAUCAAUCGACUAGAAGAGUAUAUAUGGUUUCAAGCCCAUCGUGGUUGUCAGCUCGCUGCAUGUGCGAUUGGUUUUGUUGGCUGGGCAAUUGGCAUAUGUCUACGGAUCACCUCAAAGGGUGUUCAUUACAAUGCUCAUCUAAAUAUUGGGAUUGGAAUCAUAUUUCUUGCUACCUUUCAGGUAGUAUUUGGGUUUCAAAGACCAAAGGAGAAACACAAGUACAAAAAAUACUGGAACAUUGCUCAUUAUGUAACUGGCUGGUCAGUGCUUUUUCUUGGAAUUAUCAAUGUGUUCGAAGGGUUAAAUAUACUACGUCCGCCAAAGCAGUGGAAAAUUGCGUAUACAUGUAUUGUUGCACUAUUAGUAUUGGUUUCACUUAUAUUGGAAGCGAUCUUGAGGGAGAUGGAAAGGAAUUGAAAAACACCUAACCUUAUUAUGAUGAUCCAUGCAUGCAUGUAUAUGGUCAUGGGGUGGAGAAUAAUAGACAUGGUCACGGGGCUGAAGACAAGGAAAGGCUGGGAGGGCCUCGCCCACAAGAAAAAAAUUGUGAACAGACAACUCCGUCUGUGUAGAUAGAUAUUUAUAAACAGUAAAAAAUAUAGUAAAAUUUAAAGUUUCAUAUUUAUACUAACCUGCCAUUUCUGGCCAAGUAUCAUUGCUUGAUAUGAUGAGAGACUGAACUAUGUUAGGAUACGGUAUUAGACCAUUUGUAGUGGUCAAGAGUCCAAAUUGUUAAAUUUGGACUCCGUCCAUAUGAAAACAGUGUUUAGACUCCGUCAAUACUGUUUUCCCCUGCAUCCGUGCACCGUCAAUAAAAUACACUCUGCA